Drosophila gunungcola (fruit fly) is the source of this 2936-nucleotide messenger RNA. Its product is annotated as probable RNA-binding protein 19. The record is from RefSeq and is a predicted model, not a curated record. Bases 89 to 2872 code for a protein of 927 amino acids. Gene Ontology annotation, cellular component: nucleus; cytoplasm. The transcript has 4 exons. Gene Ontology annotation, molecular function: mRNA binding. Lineage: Eukaryota; Metazoa; Arthropoda; Insecta; Diptera; Drosophilidae.
GCCACCUUUAAUACACGUGCGCGUUUUUUGUAAACAAAAAUGCAUUUAAAUUAAUUUUAAAGCCGCAGCCAGUAAAAUUAACACAAAAAUGUCGCGAAUUAUAGUAAAGCAGCUGCCCAAGCAUAUCACCGAGGAUAAACUGCGACAGAUUUUCGGUGCCCAGGGAACGAUUACGGAUCUGCAGCUGAAAUACACGCCCGAUGGCAAGUUCCGGCAAUUCUGCUUCGUGGGAUACAGCUCCGAGGAGGAGGCCCAGUCGGCCAUCCAGCACUUCAAUAACACAUGCAUCCAAACCAGCCGGGUGCGCGUUGAAUCCUGUGCAGCUUUGGGCAGCGAGGAGAAGCCUCAAUCCUGGAGCAAGUACGCCAAGGACAGCAAGAAGAAUCUGGACAAACUGAAGGCCAAGGAAGAGGAGGAGGCGGCGGCGGCCAAGGCCAAGGAGUCCAAGAAAAAGAGCAAGGACAAGAAGGACAAGGUGGAUCAGAUUCUGGGCAGGCACAAGGAUGAUCCCGAGUUCCAGGAGUUCCUGCAGACCCAUGACAAGUCACGCACUCUGUGGGGCAACGAUUUGGGGGUAAACAACAAUAACCAGGAAGAGGAGGAUAACGAGGAGGAGCGGGAAGAUCCGCCAGCUGGCAGGGAUGACAGUGGAGUGGAUGCUGAUGCAGGCGAUGAGGAUGCUGCAGAAGAUGAAGCAGACGAAGCAGAAGAAGAAGAAGUCACCGGCAAACUGGCCGAGAAGCCCAUCAGCGAUCUGGAGUACAUGAAAUCGCUGAUGGCAACCACCCCUGCUGAUACCGCCCCAAAGAAGACCAAACCCAAGGCGGACAAGUCCGACCUGGAGCUGUUUACCAUCAAAAUCCACAAUGUGCCCUACAACACCAAGCGCCAGGAGGUGCUCAAGUUCUUCAAGCCGCUGAAACCCUACUCCGUGCGACUGCCGGGCAAAGUGCACGGCUUCUGCUACGUAGGCUUCAAAACGGAGAAGGACAUGGCCAAGGGAAUGCUCAAGGACAAGAGCUUCAUCAAGGGCAAGCAGGUGUUCUUCUCCGACUUCACCGAGAAGAACAAGGUGACCAAGGCGAACAAGAGUGGCCAAACAGUGGCUCCUGCCGCCGCCGCCGCGGAUGCGGGCAAUGCCAAGUGGAAGCACCAGCAGGACAGCAUGUCCAAGGAAGACGACAUCUCGGAGUCCGGCAGGAUAUUCUUCCGCAAUCUGGCCUACACCACCACCGAGGAGGAUCUGCGCAAGCUGUUCGAGCAGUUCGGUCCCGUCGUAGAGGUUAAUCUGCCGGUGGACAAGCUCACCCGGAAGAUCAAGGGCUUUGGCACCGUUACCUACAUGAUGCCGGAGCACGCAUUGAAGGCUUUCAACGCUUUGGAUGGCACGGAUUUCCAUGGCCGUCUGUUGCACCUGCUGCCGGGCAAGGAUAUCGAGAAGAAUCCACAAGACGAUCUGGAUGAAAACGAUGCUAGUCUCUCAUUCAAAGAGAAGAAGGCCUUAAAGCUGAAGAAGAACGCACAGAAACCGAUUGGCUGGAACACACUGUUCCUGGGCGCAAACGCUGUGGCGGAGAUCCUGGCCAAGCAAUUCAAGACCUCCAAGGAGCGCAUCUUGGACACCAGCGAUGGUGGAAGUUCAGCCGCGGUGCGUUUGGCCUUGGGCGAAACCCAGAUCGUCAUCGAGAUGAAGCGUUUCCUCGAGGAGGAGGGCGUCCGGCUGAAUGCCUUCGAUGAGCCCGCCAAGAAACGAUCCAACACUGUGAUACUGGCCAAGAAUCUGCCGGCGGCCACCGAAACAUCGGAGCUGACGCCCAUCUUUAGUCGUUUUGGCCCGAUCGGACGGAUUGUGCUGCCUCCCAGUGGCGUUACGGCGCUCAUCGAGUACUGUGAUCCCUCGGAGGCGCGGCAGGCAUUCAAGAAGCUGGCCUACAGCAAGUUUAAGAAUGCCCCACUCUACUUGGAGUGGGCUCCCGAGCAGGUCUUCACCACGACCCUCAGUGGAGAGCCAGUGAUUCCCAAGACGGAACCGAAACCGGAACCCAAGGAUGAACCCAAGCAUAAGGAGAAGCUAGAGGAGGUUAAGAUGGAGGAGAAGGCUCAGGAGGAGAAUCCCCGGGCAGAGGAUGCCGAUGAUGAACCCGAACCAAAUACCACGCUCUUCCUGCGCAACCUGAACUUCAAGACCGUGCAGGAAACCGUGGAGAAGCACUUCCGCCACUUGGGCAGCAUUCACACCGUGGAGAUAGCCAAACGAAAGGAUCCCGAGAAUCCCCGGAACUUCAAUUCCCUGGGCUACGGCUUUAUCCAGUUCAAAAAGUCCGCGGUGGCCGAGCACGCGCUCAAGAACCUGCAGCUCACCCACAUCGAUGGCAAUGCCGUGGAGCUCAAGCGCAGCGAUCGAGUGCUCAAGACACACGACAAUGAGGGAGCGCAACGUCGACUGGCCUCGCAGAAGAAACAAACGGGCACCAAGAUCCUGGUGCGGAAUAUUCCCUUCCAGGCGCAAUAUCGCGAAGUUCGAGACAUAUUCAAGGCCUUUGGCGAGCUGCGCUCUCUGAGGAUACCCAAAAAGGCCACCACCGGCGAGGAUGCGCAUCGUGGCUUUGGUUUCGUCGACUACAUGUCCAAGGCGGAGGCGAAACGCGCCUUCGACGCUUUGAGUGCCAGUACCCAUUUGUAUGGUCGUCGUUUGGUCCUCGAGUGGAGUGCCAACGACGACAACCAGGAUGUGGAGGAGCUGCGCAAGCGGACGGCGGCCAAGUUCGGCGACAGCCAGGCGUCAACGGAGGCCAAACGCAGCAGGAAAUCCUUCUUCGAUGUGGAAGGCAAUGUGCAGCCCAACCAAGACGAGGACGACGAAGAGCAGUAAACCACGGACUCAGUUCAUGAUUGAUUUAAAUGUAUAUAAAGUACAAGUUAUAACAAAUAUAAAU